CUGUGUGUUCAGGAUGAGCGAGCGUUUCCAAAGGGAGACUUCUUUCCUCCAGAGAGGCCCCAGCAACUUCCCCAUGGUCUAGGUGGUAUUGGCAUGGGAUUAGGGCCAGGAGGUCAGCCUAUUGAUGCAAAUCAUUUAAACAAAGGCAUGGGAAUGGGCAACAUGGGACCUGGAGGAAUGGGAAUGGAAGGCAUGGGCUUUGGAAUGAAUAAAAUGGGAGGAAUGGAGGGUCCUUUUGGAAUGGAAAACCUGGGUCGCUUUCCAUCUGGAAUGAACAUGGGCAGAAUGAGUGAGAUGGAUCGAGCAAUGGGUGGAGGAUUUGAAAGAGACUUUGGAAGGAAUGAGAUGGGGAUGUCUCGUACUUUUGGAGAUGCCCUUGAAAGAGGUAUAGGUGGUGGAACUGCUAGCAUUCCUGGAAUUGAGAGGAUGGCACCUGGCAUUGACCGCAUGGGCUCAGGGAUAGAAAGAAUACCUUCUGGGAUGGGGCAUGGGAUGGAGAGAGUGGGGUCUGAAAUGGACAGAAUGGGUCUUGUUUUGGAUCGCAUGAGUUCUAAUGUAGAUCGUAUGGGUUCAGGAAUUGAUCGAAUGGCCCCUCUGGGCAUAGAUCACAUUGCUCCCAAUAUUGAUAGGAUGGGUCCAGCUAUUGAGAGAAUGGGUUCAGGAAUAGAAAGAAUGGGUUCAGGAAUAGGUUUUGGGAUUGAUAGAAUGGGUACUGCUAUUGAUCGUGUUGGUACAACUAUGGACAGGAUGGGAUCAGGUGUAGAACCCAUGCGAACUGGCAUGGAUAGGAUGGGUCUAAGUAUGGAUCGUAUGGUACCUGCAGGAAUGGGGACUGGAAUGGGUCAAGUCCUAGAUAGAAUGCCAGCUGGAUUGGAUCGCAUAGGAGCUACUCCUAUGGAAAGAAUAGGAUUAGAUCGUAUGGCUGCUGCUCCUAUGGACAGAAUGGGAUUAGAUCGCAUGGGUGCUACAAAUAUGGAAAGAAUGGGGCCUGCUAUGGGACAGGGAAUGGGAGCAGGUAUAGAUCGAAUGGGACUUGCAAUGGGAAGCAAUUUUGAAAGAACAAUGGAUAUGGAUCGUGGAAACUUCGCAGGCAAUUUUGCAGGCUCUCUUGGAGGAACUGGAGGACCUGCAGCUGGCGUAGCCAGAAAAGCCUGUCAAAUAUUUGUGAGAAACCUCCCUUUUGAUUUCACAUGGAAAAUGCUGAAAGACAAAUUUAACGAGUGUGGUCAUGUGCUGUAUGCUGACAUCAAGAUGGAAAAUGGGAAGUCCAAAGGGUGUGGUGUGGUUAGAUUUGAGUCCCCAGAAGUAGCUGAAAGAGCCUGCAGGAUGAUGAAUGGGAUACAGCUUCGUGGCAGGGAGAUUGAUGUGCGAAUUGAUAGAAAUGCUUAAAUAGUUGCCUUUUAAAAUAUGGAUACCAGAUCCUCUGACCCUGUAUUUUUCUUGUUAACCAUUUUAAUUUGACUGGAUGUAAAAAUGUUAAACAAUUCAGUUGCUUUCUGGAGUAAUUUUAAUUACUUUUUUAACAAAUGGAUCUCCAUUUUACUGUUUUUUGCAUUGAAACUGCAAUGUGCACAAUCCUUUUUUUGUAGUUGUGGCAUCUUGUUGACAUUACAGAUGUAUACAGUAUGACUUUGAUAAUAAAUGCAAGUUACUGAAAAUUC
Molecule: messenger RNA, 1661 nt
Organism: Gavialis gangeticus (Gharial)
Lineage: Eukaryota; Metazoa; Chordata; Crocodylia; Gavialidae
Gene: HNRNPM
Product: heterogeneous nuclear ribonucleoprotein M
Exons: 8
Biological process (GO): alternative mRNA splicing, via spliceosome; regulation of mRNA stability involved in response to oxidative stress
Cellular component (GO): cytoplasm; nucleus; post-mRNA release spliceosomal complex
Molecular function (GO): mRNA binding
Source: RefSeq, a predicted model, not a curated record